Helianthus annuus (common sunflower) is the source of this 688-nucleotide messenger RNA. RefSeq lists its product as uncharacterized. NCBI's taxonomy places the organism in Eukaryota, Viridiplantae, Streptophyta, Magnoliopsida, Asterales, Asteraceae. The record is from RefSeq and is a predicted model, not a curated record. Bases 13 to 474 code for a protein of 153 amino acids. The transcript has 2 exons.
UUUUGACACCAAAUGGCGUGCUUAAACAUGCAAGUCAAGAAUGAAACACAAGGAGGCUUCAUGGGCCCAAGAAUCUCUUUCUCAAAUGAUUUCAUAGAUUCAAAUCACCAUGACAACACUUACAGUGAAGCUCCUGUGUCUUCUGAUUUUGAGUUUUCUGUUCCCACUUUUUCUUCAAAUUCUGCAGAUGAAGUCUUCUUCAAAGCUGCAGGUAAACUUGUUCCACCAUUGAAGGACCAGAAGGUGGUGACACUCAGAGAUGAGCUUCUUUCAGGCCAUGAUGAUGAAGAUGAUGGUGUGUUGUUUAACACUAAGAGCUCAACAGGAUGGUGGAGAGAGAAGUUUGGACUCAGAAAAGGUCAAAAUGGUAAAAGUGAACACAAGAAUCUUGGAGGCUUAGAAACCAUUGAUGAAGCAAAGAUCAAACCUACUUUUUACACUCCCAAUUUCACAGGAAGCAAUCGAUAUAAGUGAACUAACCAAGUGGGAAUUAAGGAGUUUAUUGAUCUUGAGGGUGAAGGAAGGGUUUUUAAUUUUUUUUUCUGGGUAUUUUCCAAUUAAUCUGAUUAAUUAAGAAUUCUUAGUUAGGAGUAUGGGCUUAAUUAGGAAGUUGAUGUGUGUAGAGAAGUCAUUCAACUGUUACUGUAUUCUGUACAAAUAUUUGCAGUUGAAAGAAUUUUCUUUUGUA